AUGACGAUCAGAGAAAAGGUUAAUAAAAAAAUUCAAUAUGGUGCCGCGAUGUCUAUAGCUAAAACGAGCAUUCAAAUUGCCGUUACAGAAGGUACCGAAUCAUUACAGGAUUCGCAAGGACUUUCUAUUCAAGAUAAUCCUCAACCUUUAUCCGUUCUUCCUGAUAUAUCAAAUCCUGAGUAUCACAAACCAAAAGGACGACCUCCAAAGCGGUAUAAAUCGACGGUAGAAAAUAAUUGUAUUACAUCAGGAAAACCUGACGAUGUAACAGUACAGAAAACGUGUAGUUAUUGCUCCGAAAAAGGUCAUAAUAUUCGUGGAUGUCCAAAAUACAAAGCUAAAUCAUCCGCUAACAAAGAAAACGAAUAUUUAGUUUAG
Rhizophagus irregularis DAOM 181602=DAOM 197198 is the source of this 378-nucleotide messenger RNA. The record is from RefSeq and is a predicted model, not a curated record. NCBI's taxonomy places the organism in Eukaryota, Fungi, Glomeromycota, Glomeromycetes, Glomerales, Glomeraceae.